AUGGAUUCGCGUUCCAACAAGUCUAUUGUCAACGGAGACGAUUCACCUUCGAGUCGUUCAAACACAGACGCCGGGGAGGUGUUGCGUCUUCAGAAAGAACGACUUCGCCUUUUUACACGAGACAACGAAUGCCCCAACCCGAUGCUGCUUCACACGGUGGGGUUUUCUAAGAAACUCAUCGAAACCCAUCACAAAGUUAAGCAUGAUAAGGUCAUAGAUGCCAUCUCUAAGAUUGAGAAAUGA
Molecule: messenger RNA, 243 nt
Organism: Colletotrichum costaricense
Lineage: Eukaryota; Fungi; Ascomycota; Sordariomycetes; Glomerellales; Glomerellaceae
Exons: 2
Coding region: 1-243 (80 amino acids)
Source: RefSeq, a predicted model, not a curated record